This is a messenger RNA of Drosophila montana, 1245 nucleotides long. RefSeq names its product zinc finger protein 239-like. Gene Ontology annotation, cellular component: transcription regulator complex; chromatin; PcG protein complex. NCBI's taxonomy places the organism in Eukaryota, Metazoa, Arthropoda, Insecta, Diptera, Drosophilidae. The coding region runs from base 191 to 1186 and encodes 331 amino acids. The record is from RefSeq and is a predicted model, not a curated record. Gene Ontology annotation, molecular function: RNA polymerase II cis-regulatory region sequence-specific DNA binding; DNA-binding transcription factor activity, RNA polymerase II-specific. Gene Ontology annotation, biological process: regulation of transcription by RNA polymerase II. The transcript has 3 exons.
UAUUCUGGCUGUUGGUUAGCCCAAGUCCGGAGUGGUUCAAAGUGCGAGCGUUGCAAACGAAUUGGAAUCGAAUAAAUGUUUAAAGUGCGAAACAGUUAAACGGCGUAAUCUUAUCGGUGCUGAAGAAAUAACAUAAUAUACUACGGAGUGACGCUGAAUCGGCAGAUCGGUGGGCGACCACUUGAUAAACAUGCACCAGCCGUGUCAGCCGAAGCAGCAAUUCAUGCCCGAGCAGGAGCAGCUGGAGCCGAGCGACAGCUAUGCCUUCUGUCUGACAGAGGAUGUACAGCUAUUUGGGCAGUUGGGCGAUCUGGAGGCCGACAGCGAUGUGCUGCUUUUUCCGGCAGCAGCUGGCUUGGGUCUCGUGAAGCAGCAGGCGCAGAAACAGACGAAUCUGACAAUCGGCAAGCCCAAGACGCAGUCCAAGGCGAAGCGAGCACCGCCCACAAAACGGCAGGCGGCAAUCAUUUGCGAUCUGUGUGGACGCAGCUUCAGCGAUGCCUACGGCCUGCGCAUACACAAGAUGACGCACACGAAUGAGCGGCCCCAUGUGUGCGAUGUAUGCGGCAAGGGAUUUCGCCAGCUGAACAAACUACGCAUCCACUCGGUCACCCACACCGACAAGCGGCCAUACGAGUGCGACAUCUGCGGCAAGGGAUUUCGAUUUGCCAACUAUUUGGCGGUGCACAGGCGCCUGCACACAGGCGAGAAACCCUAUAUAUGCACUCUGGCGAGCUGCAGCAUGUCCUUCCAUUCCAUACACGCGCGGCGAAUGCACGUGAAGCUGCAGCAUGCCAGCGGCAGCAGUAAGCACACUGCCACAGACAUUGAAGAAGAGGCGCAGGAUCAGAAGGAACAGGAUGAGCAAGAAGAGAUGCGAACGGGCUCCGCGGACACUGUCACACACACAUCCUCGCUGAGCUAUACCUGCCCCAUCUGCGGACGUAUUCUAACGGAUCAGUGCUAUCUAAAUACGCAUUUGAAACGACACUUUAAUCAGCGGGACUUCGCCUGCCGGCAUCCGGACUGCGGCAAGCGCUUUUUCAGCUCCUCUGAGCUGAACCACCAUCAGAUUGCGCACACGCGAUUGCGUCCCUUUCGCUGCUCGCUGUGUGGAUCAUGCUUUUUGCGCAAAUCGAAUUAUAAACAACAUUUGAAGGUGCACAAAGCCAAAGGUUGCGAUUGAAUUAGGCGUUUGUUCUAAAAUAUAAGGUUUAUUUAAAUAUACGAUUUAUACAUAUAGAA